AGGCCGCGCGCUGGCCGGUCCCGCGCUGACCCGCGGGAGGGGCCGGAGCCCGUGUGCCUCCUCCCUACCGGUCCGCAUCCUUAAAGCACGAGCCUGACGCCCCGCCUGUUGGAGAGGGCGCCGGGAUCCGGACGGCGAGCAGCCGGGGCGGCCCAGGGACGACCGCGGAGGGCCUGAGGCGACAGAGCUGCCGCGCCUGGCACGCGAGCGUCUCGGCCCUGACUGUUUGCGGGGGCUGUGAGGGGAGGGGUCCUGGGCGCCAUUGCCGGCGGUGGGAGCACCUCCUGGUCCCGGUCUGCCUUCGGCUGCUCUCCUCCGGCUGGGAGGAACCGUAGCUCGGGGCCGUCGCCAGCCCCUGGCCCAGGCUCGAGAAUCGAGGGCCUCGGCCGCCGGCCCGCAGCUCAGUCCACCGCCCGCGCUGGGCAGCCCCGGCCAAGACCAUGUUUGACAAGACGCGGCUGCCGUACGUGGCCCUCGAUGUUCUCUGCGUGUUGCUGGCUUCCAUGCCUAUGGCUGUUCUAAAAUUGGGCCAAAUAUAUCCAUUUCAGAGAGGCUUUUUCUGUAAAGACAACAGCAUCAACUAUCCGUACCAUGACAGUACCGUCACAUCCACUGUCCUCAUCCUAGUAGGGGUUGGCUUGCCCAUUUCCUCUAUGAUUCUUGGAGAAACCCUGUCUGUUUACUUUAACCUCUUGCACUCAAAUUCCUUUAUCAGGAAUAACUACAUAGCCACUAUUUACAAAGCCAUUGGAACAUUUUUAUUUGGUGCAGCUGCUAGUCAGUCCCUGACUGACAUUGCCAAGUAUUCAAUAGGCAGACUGCGACCUCACUUCUUGGAUGUUUGUGACCCAGACUGGUCAAAAAUCAACUGUAGUGAUGGUUACAUUGAAAACUACAUAUGUCGAGGGAAUGCAGAAAAAGUUAAGGAAGGCAGGUUGUCCUUCUACUCAGGCCACUCUUCGUUCUCCAUGUACUGCAUGCUGUUUGUAGCACUUUAUCUUCAAGCCAGGAUGAAGGGAGACUGGGCAAGACUCUUACGCCCCACGCUGCAGUUUGGUCUGGUUGCUGUAUCCAUUUACGUGGGCCUUUCUCGAGUUUCUGACUAUAAACACCAUUGGAGUGAUGUGUUGACUGGACUCAUUCAAGGAGCUCUGGUUGCAAUAUUAGUUGCCGUGUAUGUAUCAGAUUUCUUCAAAGAAAAAAGUUCUCCUUUUAAAGAGAGAAAAGAGGAGGACUCACAUACAACUCUGCAUGAAACACCGACAACCGGGAAUCACUAUCGGAACAAUCACCAGCCUUGAAGGGCUGCAUGGUGCCCAGGUGAAGCUGGCCUGCUUUCUAAAAUUGCAACCAGAAGGCAAGAGGAUGCCUUUCCUCCCAGUGUACAGGCCUUACGGACUGCUGCUGCUAUGCCUCUUGGAUGCCCACUUUAUCGUGUGUAUAUAGUUACAUUUAACACAAUGGUUAUCUAAUAGCUCUGAGUUCAUUAAAAAAUUUCAAGCCUUCCACCAAAACACUGCCCCACCUGUACAUUUUUUAUUAAAAAAUGUAAUGCUUAUGUA
This is a messenger RNA of Lemur catta (Ring-tailed lemur), 1562 nucleotides long. It is a transcript of the gene PLPP1, whose product is annotated as phospholipid phosphatase 1. Gene Ontology annotation, biological process: phospholipid metabolic process; signal transduction; phospholipid dephosphorylation. The record is from RefSeq and is a predicted model, not a curated record. Gene Ontology annotation, molecular function: phosphatidate phosphatase activity. The transcript is spliced from 6 exons. Lineage: Eukaryota; Metazoa; Chordata; Mammalia; Primates; Lemuridae. Bases 441 to 1301 code for a protein of 286 amino acids.